Dioscorea cayenensis subsp. rotundata (Guinea yam) is the source of this 1966-nucleotide messenger RNA. RefSeq lists its product as uncharacterized. NCBI's taxonomy places the organism in Eukaryota, Viridiplantae, Streptophyta, Magnoliopsida, Dioscoreales, Dioscoreaceae. The coding region runs from base 79 to 1509 and encodes 476 amino acids. The transcript has 3 exons. Gene Ontology annotation, molecular function: acetylglucosaminyltransferase activity. The record is from RefSeq and is a predicted model, not a curated record.
UAAUAAUAAUAAUAAUAAUGUCCCCUACACUUUCCUCUUCUUCCUCUUCCUCACUCACUCCACACUGAUCUCCCAAACAUGACAACAUCCAUGUCCAUGUCCAUGCACAUGCCCACUCUCAAGAACUCAUCCAAACACUCUUUCAUCCUCUUCAUUCUCUCCCUCUCCUUCUUCUACCUCUUCUACAGUCUCUCUCUUCUUCACCAUUCCACCAUUCCUCCUCCUCCUUCUCCUUCUCGGAAUGCUCCCUCUCCGACCACUCUCGACCACAUCGUCUUCGGCAUCGCAUCUUCAUCCUCUCUUUGGCCUUCUCGUCAGCACUACAUCAACCUCUGGUUCCGCCCUCCAAUGCGCGGCUUCGUAUGGCUUGACAACCCUCUCACCAACUCCACCACCAACACCUCCUCUUCUUCUCUCAUUCUCAAACUCUCUACCAACACAUCCUCCUUCCCUUACACCCACAAACACGGCUCCCGCGCCGCCCUCCGUCUCUCCCGCAUCGUAUCCGAAACCCUUCAUCUCAACCUCCCAAACGUCCGCUGGUUCGUCAUGUGCGAUGACGACACCGUCUUCCUUCCUUCAAACCUUCUCACUCUCCUCAACUCCUUCGACCAUAGCCAACCCUACUACAUCGGUUCUCUCUCCGAAAGUCACCUCCAAAACAUCUACUUCUCCUACUCCAUGGCCUACGGCGGCGCUGGCUUCGCCAUCAGCUAUCCUUUAGCUCUCUCCUUAUCUCGUUUCCAAGAUCAAUGCCUCCAUCGUUACCCUUCUCUCUACGGCAGUGACGACCGCAUCCAAGCCUGCAUGGCGGAGCUCGGCGUCCCCCUCACUCGCCAUCCUGGUUUCCACCAGUACGAUGUUUACGGCGAUCUUCUCGGCCUUCUCGCCGCUCACCCCGUUGCUCCGCUCAUUUCUCUCCAUCAUCUUGAUGUCGUCAAACCCAUUUUCCCUUCUUCCCCUUCCCGCGUCGCCGCCCUCCAACGCCUUUUAGCCGGACCAGUCUCCCUUGACUCUGCCGGCACAAUGCAACAGUCUAUUUGCUACGACAAGCUCAACCAGUGGACUGUGUCUGUGUCUUGGGGUUUCGUCAUCCAGAUCGUCCGAGGCGUUAUGUCUCCGAGGGAGAUGGAGAUGCCAGCCAGAACUUUCCUAAAUUGGUAUCCGCGGGCAGACUAUACUGCUUACGCAUUUAACACGAGGCCGGUGGCACGGAACCCUUGUCAAAGGCCGGUGUUUUACUAUCUCUUGUCGGCCAGCUACGAUGUGCGGUUGAGAACGACUGUGACUGUUUAUGAGCGGCACCGUGAUGCUCAGCCUACUUGCCGGUGGAAAAUUGAGGAUCCUUCUCAGCAUAUUAACACUGUUAUUGUUUACAAGAAGCCGGACCCAGACUUGUGGAACAGAGCUCCGAGGAGGAAUUGCUGUAGAGUUAAGCCAGGUGGUGGGGAACGGACGAUGGUUGUUGAUGUUGGGGUUUGUAGGGAUGGUGAGAUCAGUGAAAUUUAGUGAUUGUUUUUUAAGGCAAGUUUGUGAAUGAGAUUAAUUUAUCAACGGAAAUGGAGUGAGAUGGUAGUGACUAGUGAGGGCUGUGAAAGUGUCGGUGUGGUGGUGACGGUGUUAAAAACAUAAAAAGGUGGUGUCACUCACUGGGUCAGUAGAGGGAGGGAGGGGGUUGAUGCUUUUUGUCAGGCCUUGAAAAGCGCCACGAGAGGACAUAACCAGGGGUCUCUUGGUUUUCAAUAUUUUGGACAGACUGGUGACGUCCACGUGACCUCUUGUACUUGUUGUCGCAUUUAAUCGCGGUGAUUUUGCCACGUCUCUCAUCCAUUUUUUUCUCCGUUUCCCGCUCCAGUUGCGUUCAGACGGCUUUAGUAUAUAAUAUGCGGUGUUUUUUUUUUGGAGUUUUUAAUUUUUUUUUGGAAAAGAAUUGUAAGUUUCUAUGAAUUUGAUGGAAUUAUCAAAA